AUUUGAUAUGAUAUUCCUUAUGAUAAUAAUUCUAUCAUAUGUCUAAAAUGGAUUUUUCCCUCUGCUUAGUGUUUAGCCCCAAUUGAUAUUUGAUACGUUACAUGUAAUUAUUACUAAUAAAUAUAAAUGUGUGUAAAAUGGAUAGUAAAUCCACCAAUCCAAAUAAAUCAUUGCAACUUGCAAGUACAUUUAUUGAAAACGUUACUUAUUAUUGGAAAUGAUGACCAAUGGGGGUGGCUAGAAUCCAGGGCAACGCUUUGCUGGCAGUUGCAUCUUUUUUGUCUCAUUAAAUUUCUAUUUCGCGACUCUGGUUGACUCGCUCACUCAUUCCAAUUCUCUCUCUGCUGUGCUUCUAUACAUACAUAUACAUACAAUAUAUAUAUAUAUAUAUAUAACAUCUUCUUCUUCUCUUUCACUUCUUCUUGUCACUAGCAGAAAAAUGUCGAGGGCUGGAUCAAUCAGAAAACUAGAAGGAAAAGUAGCUCUAAUCACCGGCGCAGCGAGCGGCAUCGGAAAAGAAACGGCAAUCAAAUUCAUCAACAACGGCGCCAAAGUAAUCCUCGCCGAUAUCCAAAAAGAUAACGGCAGCCAAACGGCCCGCGAUCUCGGCCCUAACGCCGCCUUCAUCCCCUGUGACGUCACCAACGAAUCCGAAAUCUCCGCCGCCGUCGACUUCGCCGUCUCCACCCACGGCCACCUCGACAUCAUGUACAACAACGCCGGCAUCCCCUGCCAAACGCCUCCUUCAAUAGUCGACCUAGAUUUGUCCACCUUCGAUCGAAUCAUGGCCGUCAAUCUCCGCGGCACCGUCGCCGGGAUCAAGCACGCCGCCCGCGUCAUGAUCCCCCGGCGGAGGGGAGUUAUCCUCUGCACCGCGAGCGUCACCGGCAUCGUGGGGGGGUUAUCGCAGCACACAUACUCUGUCUCGAAGAGCGCCGUGAUUGGGGCCGUGAGAUCCGCUUCGUCGGAGAUGUGCAGGCACGGGAUCAGGAUCAAUUGCGUAUCUCCGAUGGCGAUUCCGACGCCGUUUGCGAUCGACGAGCUGAAAAAGUACUACCCCGGAGUGGAUCCGGUGAGGCUGGUGGAGAUGGUGGACGGUUUGAGCACGCUCGACGGAGCUGUUUGUGAGCCGGCCGAUGUUGCAAACGCCGCCGUUUUUCUGGCGUCGGAUGAAGCCAAGUUUAUCACCGGCCAUAAUCUGGUGGUGGAUGGGGGUUUCACAUCCAUCCGGAGUUUGAACCUUCCCGCACCGGAUCAGCUCUCAUAAACAAAUAUCAGUUUUUUUUUUUAAUAUUUUAUUAUUAUUAAUUGAUGAUGAAAAGUAGACCAAUGGGAGCCUCCCAAUUAUGACUUUAGAUUGAAUGAUUAAUUAAGGCCCUAAUCACAAUUAAGCUUCCAAAUUCGGUUACUAAUUUAA
Messenger RNA from Erythranthe guttata (spotted monkey flower), 1417 nucleotides. RefSeq names its product NAD(P)-binding Rossmann-fold superfamily protein. Lineage: Eukaryota; Viridiplantae; Streptophyta; Magnoliopsida; Lamiales; Phrymaceae. The record is from RefSeq and is a predicted model, not a curated record.